AUGAAGCUCCCGGUUCUCACCGUGUUUGCCCUGGUGGCCCUGGCGCGCUGCGAGGAGGGCGCCAGGCUCCUGGCCUCCAAGUCUCUCCUGAACAGAUACGCGGUGGAGGGCAGGGACUUGACUUUGCAGUACAACAUCUACAACGUCGGCUCCAGUGCUGCUCUGGAUGUGGAGCUGUCGGAUGAUUCCUUCCCCCCGGAAGAUUUUGGCAUUGUCUCUGGGAUGCUCAACGUCAAGUGGGACAGGAUUGCUCCAGCAAGUAACGUGUCCCACACGGUGGUUCUGCGGCCUCUCAAAGCCGGUUACUUCAACUUCACCUCUGCCACCAUCACGUACCUGGCACAGGAGGGAGGGCAGGUUGUGGUUGGUUUCACGAGUGCUCCUGGGCAGGGAGGGAUCCUGGCUCAGCGUGAGUUUGACCGAAGGUUCUCCCCUCACUUUCUGGACUGGGCAGCUUUCGGGGUGAUGACUCUGCCCUCCAUCGGGAUCCCGCUGCUGCUGUGGUACUCGAGCAAGAGGAAGUAUGACACCCCCAAGACCAAAAAGAACUGAGCAAAGUCAAAUGUCACCAGCACCCCGAGAGCUCAGGCAGGAACAGACCUUAAACCAGAACAGCAGGUGUGUUGGGGUCACAACAGUCCCCCCUGCAGAGCCCGGCCUGGGC
Antrostomus carolinensis (chuck-will's-widow) is the source of this 664-nucleotide messenger RNA. RefSeq names its product signal sequence receptor subunit 2 (gene SSR2). Lineage: Eukaryota; Metazoa; Chordata; Aves; Caprimulgiformes; Caprimulgidae. The coding region runs from base 1 to 552 and encodes 183 amino acids. The transcript has 5 exons. The record is from RefSeq and is a predicted model, not a curated record. Gene Ontology annotation, cellular component: endoplasmic reticulum; membrane.